Messenger RNA from Laetiporus sulphureus 93-53, 1755 nucleotides. RefSeq lists its product as uncharacterized. The transcript is spliced from 8 exons. Gene Ontology annotation, biological process: regulation of DNA-templated transcription; DNA-templated transcription. Gene Ontology annotation, cellular component: nucleus. The record is from RefSeq and is a predicted model, not a curated record. Lineage: Eukaryota; Fungi; Basidiomycota; Agaricomycetes; Polyporales; Laetiporaceae. The coding region runs from base 1 to 1755 and encodes 584 amino acids. Gene Ontology annotation, molecular function: DNA binding; zinc ion binding; DNA-binding transcription factor activity, RNA polymerase II-specific.
AUGGCGUCCACUCAAAGGUAUCGUGGGCGUGGGGGUCCGUCGUCCGGACGCGCCCCUCGCGGCUCUGCCUGUCUCAACUGCCGUCGUCGUAAAUUCAAAUGUGACGGUGCACGACCCAUCUGUGGGCCUUGCAUCCGCUCAAACCGCGAAUUCGACUGUGAAUACACGGAUGGGCCUACUCGGAGCCCGACGCAGGUGCUCGAGGACAAUAUCUCUCGCCUGGAGGCGCGCAUAUACGAACUCGAGCAUCCGGAAACUGUCACGCCCUCUGUGACGCUUUACGAUCCGCGAUCUGCGCAGCCUGUAGCUGGACCGUCUAGAGUUUCGGCCCCCCAGGCCCCAAAUAUGCCCAUUUCGGGUCCGUUUAGUGGACAGCCCGAGCCAGCCGCAUUCUUGGCUCCCCCGCAGUCUGUCCAAACAUUGAAUCCAAAUUUCGGCUCAGACCCCUCCCCCGAGGUUAUACAAAUGCUCAUCGGCCAUUUCCUCCCACACGCGUCUCAGGUCGGGUUCUUCCUUCACCCCGCGCGGUUCGUCGCACGCGCCACCAACCCACAGGCCUUCACACUCGCGCUAGCACUCCUCAGCGCCGUCUGCCUCUGGGGAGCACGCCUAUCGCGUGACCCUGCGCUGCUCGCACAUGAGCCCGUCUUCCUCCAGCGCGCGGUCCACAGCGUCGCCACCGCGCUUGCUCACCCUCCCGCGCACGCGCUCGUGCACGCGAUCCAGGCAGAGGUGCUCCUCGCGAACUACUUCUUCACUGCGAACCGCCUGCUCGAGGGCCGCUACCACUGCAAUGCCGCCGUCGCGCUCGUGCUGAGCUGCCGCUUGAACAAAUUGCGCGCGGUGCUUGAUGAUGCCGCCACGGCGGCGGCGGUGCGGGGCGUCGAGCUGCCCCCACCGGCGGAUGCUGUGGAGGAAGGGGAGCGAAUCAAUGCGCUCUGGAGUGUGUUUAUCCUCGACAAGAGCUGGGCGGUCACCGUCGGCUCGCCGUCACAUUUCAACGGGUCCCCUGGUGCACAGGUGGACACGCCGUGGCCACUUGAUAUAGAGGAAUACGAAUAUGGCGGUAUGCAUCCUGGUGUCCAAGGCUCGCGCACGGCACAGGCGUUCUUAGAAGACGUUGUGCCGGACGCUGAAGGUAUCUCUUCGCUCGCCCGGCUCGCCAAAGGCGCCGCCCUCUUUGAGCGCGCCACGCGCCUCGCCUCGCAAUGGACUCCAGCGAUGGUCUACGUAGAGCAGUUCGCUACCGAUUUCCUCGUCCUAGACAGCGUGAUAGACCAGUUUGUCGCCUCGCUUCCGCCGAUAGAAACAGCGCCCACGCAGAAUGGCGCACGCACGCUCCUGCUGACGUAUACGUUCGCGCUGGCCGCGACGAUCCAGGUGCAUGGCACGCUCAAGCAAACAGGGGGAGGCACGGCACAGGAAAAGGACGUCGCUGCCGCACAUGCGGCCGCCGCCGCACUAGACGGCAUCGACCUAGCGCAGCUCCCGUUUGUGGACCCGAUCCUCGCUAUUCUGUGGACUUCGGUGUGCCGCGUACUGAUAGGUGAGGUCGCCCGCGUGCGUGUGCUUUGGACGUCUGCCUUACUGCACGACGGGGACACAGCGGCCGCGACACUGGAGGCGGAGCACGAUGGCCACCUCACCGCGCUGCAUAAAAUCCUCGACGCGAUGGCCGCGCUGGCACCCGCUGCACCGUUGAUGGCGGUGCAAGCUGCGAAGAUCCGGCAGGAGUUCGAGGGCACUCCGCCGUGA